GCCAAACGCCGCACGCGAGACUGUAGCUUCUACAAGUAUAUAUGAAUUGAAUUCGAAUAGCAGUAGGUAAAAAGUUUUUUUACAAAUAUAUAAUUACGUAUUUCAAGCUGAAUUGUAAUUUUUGAUAAUUUUAGAUUAAACGUCCGCAUUCAAAGAAUCUGUAUCGUUUCAAACUAUUUGGCCUUGUAUUGUUUAGCCAGCGUGUAGUUACGUACUAGUUUGAAAUUACGUCAUCGAAUAAUAGAUUACUCAGUUUCGCUAUUAGGUUACGAAAUCGUAGCGAUAUUUAGUAAAAAUUUAAUAAAUAUUUCAUAAUUUUUGAAAUGUUCGUUAAGACCAGAUCACACUUAUCAGUUAAUUUAGAGAAGUGACGCUUAGCUUAGGUAACAUGUCGAGGAUCAAUGACAUACAAACAUAACCUAUUUGUACAACACUCAUAGCGUGUAGUAAAGCCGUGUUUCGUAUAUGUAAUACUCUACUCUUAUCUGGUCUAGUAUUAUACGACUUGUAUUAAUAUAAUUUGGUGUGAAAGUGUAACAAACGGUUCGAGUUGACACUGCUGAAAGUGCAAAUAAGGAUGGGGAAAUAUUUAUUACGCCAAGCUAUUUUGUUCUCUAAGGUGGUUGAAUUAAAACCGACUUCAUCACUAUUUGGAAAUAUUAGUAGAAAACUACACACUGAUGAGAUUCCUGUUAAAGAAAUCGAAAUACCAGUGCAAUGGGGUCGCCUAUCGGCAAAAUUAUGGGGUACAGACCAACGCAGACCGAUAUUAGCUUUACAUGGAUGGCAAGAUAAUGCAGGCACCUGGGAUCCAAUUGCGCCUAUGUUAUGUAAAAACCGCUCCAUAUUAGCCCUUGAUUUUCCUGGUCAUGGAUAUUCUAGCUGGAUCCCUCCAGGUAUGCAGUACUAUUCUUGGGAACUACCACGACUCAUCAUGUACCUGAAAAACUAUUUUAAAUGGGAUAAGGUUUCAUUAUUGUGUCACUCUAUGGGCUCUAUAGCGGGUAUGCGUUACGCGAGCGUGUGCCCUGACGAUGUCGACAUUUAUAUUGCAAUAGACAGCCUUAUUUACGACGACUACGAUUUACAUUUAGUGGUUGACAAAUAUCCAAAAAUUUUGGAGAAGAGCCUUUUCGCACAAACACGCUUAGAAGAAGAACCACCGUCUUACACGUUAGAAGAAAUAACAAAGCUAUGGCACUUAGGAACAACAAAGUCAGUUGCGCUUGAAAGUGUACAGCAUUUGUUGAAGAGAGGGGCAAAAGAAUCAAAACGCUAUCCAAAUAAAUACUAUAUCUCGCGAGAUGCCAGAUUGAAGUACACGUUGUUUAAUCCUGAAAGCAAAAAAUUUGUAGAGGCUCUGAUUAAGAGACUGAAAGCUCCAACACUGUACAUCAAAGCGAUAGACUCGCCUUAUGCGUCAGAUGCUUUUUCUGUGGAAAUGCGGGAAAUAAUCGAAACAAACAAUGAUAAAUUCGAGUGUCACUUUAUCCCUGGCACGCAUCACGUACACCUCAAUAGUCCAGAAACAGUGGCACCUUUAAUACAAUCUUUUCUACAAAAAUAUAAUGUACCAAUUUAAAAAUUUCUAAAUGUGAAUUUGUAUGUAGACUUAACAUAUUUAUUUCACGCCGAUUACAUUAAUCUUUUAGAAAUAAAAAUGCGGGUAUGCAGGUUAGUCAAUUUCAAUAGAUUAAAUUAGGAAAAUCUACAUGUUAUAUUUUUGUUAAAUGUUAAUUAAUUUAUUAUUUAUAAAUUUUAUUACAAGUAACUACUUCGUAUGAUAAACUACAAGAGAACGAUUUUUGUUUUUACCUCGUAUGGUUGAUAUAUUUAUUAUUUGACGUUACUCAUAGCAUACUAAGAAACAUGCAUAUGAUAUACAAUUCCAAAAUUCAUUGAAGAGUAAUUCGUUAUAUUUGCAUAUGGUCCUGGACAAUAUAUGGUUUAAAUAAGUCUUUUAAAAAUAAGUUUUCAUGUGCGGUCAUGAUCAGCUAAGAUAGCCGCCUAUCACGAGACACCGUCAACUAAUUUAUGAUUGUUGUAGCUUGUUGGUUUUAGGGUUUUGAGUACCUGGAUGUGAAAAUAAAAUAUUAUUCUUUUCA
Molecule: messenger RNA, 2105 nt
Organism: Bombyx mori (domestic silkworm)
Lineage: Eukaryota; Metazoa; Arthropoda; Insecta; Lepidoptera; Bombycidae
Product: probable serine hydrolase
Exons: 3
Coding region: 578-1582 (334 amino acids)
Source: RefSeq, a predicted model, not a curated record